AUGUCCAAUAAUAGAUAAGAUCAUACUCAUAAAACUAUAAGCAAUAUUAAUAAUGUUGGCAGAGCCGAAUCUCAUCCUAAUUAAGCUGGAAUUUAACUGGUAAAUUAAUACCUAAAAAACCCUAAAAUAAAAAAUAGAUAGCAAGCAAUCACUAGAACCAGACAAAGACAGGGAUAUUGGAGAAAGGUGAAUUAAGAUAGAAUCAAAGUCAUCCUUCUUAGCAAAAGCAUUUAUAAACAUCAAGUAACCGCUCAAGGCCUGAGUCCUUCAAACAGAGGUUAAAUAUCUAGGAAAUCAAAGCCUAUUAAGAAAGCAGAUAAAUCCACCAAAUCUUUAGCCUCUAUUGAUGACAGACAGUAGCCUAACACCAAUGCCUAUAAAAAAGAUGACUACGUUGUAUGUGGAGUUUGUCCAGAUGUGAAUUAAUGCACCUGUGGGCUUAAUGGGACUGACAAUAAUGGUAACCGCAAGCGAUAAACUCAAUACCUAAAGAUAGAUGACAAUAUGCGUAGAACAAUAGUAUUUGAGGUCAUGGUGAUGAAAGAAAGUCUCAAAAGUGUCUGCGAAAGAUACGGAGUCAAUUUUUCAAGCGCCAAAAAUGUCAUCUAGAUUUAUAGAAAAGAAGGAAGACUUGAGAAGAAAAUCCAGAAAAGCCGUAAAGCAGGAGCACACAGAGGAAAAGCCAACGGAGAAAGCGACUAUUCCGAAUAUGAAGAUGAUGACGAAGAUGCCGAAUACGAUGAAGAUGGCUAGAAAAUGGUCACUCUUGCACCAGAGGCGCAAAGAUGUAAACUGAAUUUAUUUGUGCAACCAAUAGAAGAAGAGGAAGGAAGUAUCCAGGCAAAAGCCUUUUUCUAGAUGAAUUUGGAAUAGCUAUUGCAAGCAUCGCCUGAACUCAACAUGGACUUGCGUACCUAGUAUCAACUAAAGAGUUUAGGCUAGACUCUAAGCGAUAAAAUUGUAAAGAUACCUAAAAAUGAGCAGUUCACGUUAUAAGUUGCCUCUUUCAGUUCAGCGGCCAACCUUACUGAUGAAGAUAAGAUGGUGCUACAUUAAAUGCACGACGGAUGUCAAAAAGAGCUUAGCAAAUAUCAUCAUAUCUACAAGGAACAAUAGCCAGUCACUAGCAAGGCAGUUUGA
Stylonychia lemnae is the source of this 1140-nucleotide messenger RNA. The record is from the annotation of a GenBank genome assembly. NCBI's taxonomy places the organism in Eukaryota, Ciliophora, Spirotrichea, Sporadotrichida, Oxytrichidae.